AUGGUUAACCCACCGCUUACAGACAAGCUCGUCUACCAGACUUUUCAAGGCAUCUUUGUCGGAGAAGACUCCCACAUUCGCAAACUGAAAGCCGUUCGCAAACUAAUUCAGAAGCAUUAUCAAAAGCCUGAUAUCAAAGUCAGAGAGCUCACUAUGAAAUAUGGCCUCAACAGCGUUGGCGAGGUGGCCAAGACCUUGUUGGAAGACCAGAUCUUUAGUUCAAGCGCGAAGGCAAGACUGCGGUUUCCUGAUCUCUUCGAGGUGGCCCCAAUUCCAAUCAAUCAACCAACCACAUCUGUACCUAAGGUUACAGCGGAUAAAGUAGAAGUUCCCAAGAGUGUGGAGAAGAAACCAUGCGAACCUGUUCAAGCGAUCGUUGAGACUACACCUCCAGUACCGGAAGUUACACAACAAUCUUACACACGGGAGAAAGUAGCUACACAGACGCUCGAUACCGUAUGCUUACCGCUCUGGGAUCAGCAUCGAAUUCUUGUUCGAGUCCAAUACGCCCUUGAAAGGGCCUGUUUCACCUUCGCACAGGAACGGCUAGGUGGUAUCUUGCAGAAAGAAGGCUGGGAUUGCGCCGAAGCAGUGGAACUCAAUCGAUGGCCAAAAGUCCUACUUACUUACCAGAAAGAGUGUGGUCUGAAUAGUGCGCAGGAGGUUGGUAAGCCUUUACCUAGUCUCCUAGACUCAAUUGUUCAGCUACGACAUGACGCCGUUCAUCGAGCUCGUCUUACUUCGAACAAACUCUUAGAGCGUCUUGCCGAUGCUGUAGUACUGGCGCGACUCAUACAGGACGAUAGGUGCAUCAACCUCAUCUCCACUAUACGACAGAAGACUCAGCAUGCUAUCGAAGAGUUGGUGAGCGACAAAGCUUUACUGAACCGUAAAUUGGGCAAAAUCAAAACUACGUUUGCGGAAAAGAGGGCUGAAUUGGAUCGUCAAGAAGCUUCGUUGCUAGAUAACACAGUCAAAGAGCAUCAAGAACCCAUGAUCUCUGUGAGCGGAAGCCUAGAUCUAUUGUAUGAUAGCCUUGUUGGCGGUACCGAUGCGAUUCAGGCUUUAUGGAGAGAUCGGUCUGACACUACUCUAUCUGAAGACAAGUCUUCCGAAUCUGAUGCUACCUAUGAGCCGGCUAAAGAAAAGCCGAAGAAGGCCAAGAAAGGAAAAAAGGCCGCUAGGGAGGCGGUCAAACAAGAGGAAGAAGCGGAAGAGAGAGCAAUUGAAGAAGCCAAAUUCAAUGAUGAGCCUACAGUUCAAGGAGAUUUGGGAGAUGGUACCGCCGAAGGUGUUUAUAAAGAUAUCGAGCUUGCUGAACAACUACCUGUACUCCCUGUACUCGCUCCGACUGGCGACAGUGGCUCUAUCCAACCAGCUCUCACCAGCGAGAAGAAGGGAGCUGAGAAGGAUGAAGCAGAGGAUCCAUUGGAGGCAGAACAUUAUUUCGACUGUCCGGAGGCUGUACUUGACGGCUAUGACAGCGAUAUGAAGCAUCCCUUGGAAGAUUCACCACUUGAGUCGCAUGCUGCGGUCACAGACACGACGAACCUGACUAGCGAAGGGAGAAGCACGUUGGAGGUAGCAGUCACAUCCGAACCAACUGACGCGAAUGCUCUAGAAGACGAGAGUAGUUUUCUCAGUGAGCAGAGUACCAACCUCGGUUCUACUUGUGUUGGACACACUGAUAACAACGCCGAAAAAGGCCACACAAAGUCUCGUGUAGAAGAAGAUAUGUCUGCUGGAAACGGUGCCAUGGAUCCUGAAGCAAUCCCAGAUCAGCCUGAUGCUACUAGGGGUCAGUCGAAUGCUUUGACAGUGAUCAAGUCUUGGGGAGAAGGGCAGUGGCCUGGUUCAGUUUGUAUCAAAUCUCUGAAUGAUGACCCAAGACUGACAUCGCUUCCUACCGCGAAUGAAAAAGGACAUGUGACGCUGGUUUCGAUGCUGGAGGAUAUUGAACCCGCUGUUUGA
This is a messenger RNA of Alternaria burnsii, 1971 nucleotides long. RefSeq lists its product as uncharacterized. The transcript is spliced from 2 exons. The coding region runs from base 1 to 1971 and encodes 656 amino acids. NCBI's taxonomy places the organism in Eukaryota, Fungi, Ascomycota, Dothideomycetes, Pleosporales, Pleosporaceae. The record is from RefSeq and is a predicted model, not a curated record.